Molecule: messenger RNA, 3120 nt
Organism: Saccharomycopsis crataegensis
Lineage: Eukaryota; Fungi; Ascomycota; Saccharomycetes; Ascoideales; Saccharomycopsidaceae
Product: flocculin
Exons: 3
Coding region: 1-3120 (1039 amino acids)
Source: RefSeq, a predicted model, not a curated record
AUGAAACAAUUCAGUACAUUUUUAUCUACAUUAUUUUUAGCUUUGUUCUUCAGCUUCACUAGUGCUGACAGCGGUGACGAAAACAAUCGUGGUGCAAUUCGUGAAAGCACUGGGUGUGCUAUCAGCAGCUCACCAAUUGGUUCUGGUUUCAAUGCUAAGUUCUAUAAUUACACUUACGCUCAAAUGUACUCACAAGGCUUUGCUGAGUACGAAUUUGCUGAUAAUGGUAUUUUAGUUGGUGAAGCUUCAGAUAUCACUAAUAUUACCGUUGAUUGGCCAAGUGAUGCUGAUGGCGUCCAGUACAGUCAAGUUUAUGGUGUUGAUAUCUCAAUUACCAACUUCACCUUGGAACUUACCGGUUAUUUCUACGCUGCAGAAUCUGGUUUCUAUGACUUUGACUUCCACAGUACUGAUGACGUUGUCGUCUUAUAUCUUGCUAACAAUGCUGCAUUCGACUGUUGUAACAGUGCCAAACUUUCUAAGAAUGCCGACUAUGAUAACAGAGUCAUCUACACUGCUGGUUCUAUUGCCAAUGAAGGCACGGACUAUGAUGAUUCCAGACAAACAUACCUCGAAGGUGGUUACUACUAUCCAACAAGAAUUGCUUAUGUCAACAUGGUUCAAUUUUCCCAUUUGCAGUUGAUCAUUACCACUCCAAGUGGUAAAAAGAUUGAAACAUUUGCUGAAAGUGUUUUCCAAUUCAAUGAAGAGGAUUCCACUUGUAGCACCAUCACUGCCAAUUCCCCAGGUUCUACCACUACUACUACCAUGCCAUGGACGCAAACCGUCACUUCUUCUUACACCACCACUGCUUCUGAUCCAAGUUCUCCAAUUAUAGUCGUUGUUGAAACUCCUGAGCCUCGUGUUACCAUCACUAAAGGUUGGUCUGGCUCAUAUGUUUCCUCUUCUACUGCCUUUCCAACUGAUUUGAGCGAGACCAUCAGUGUUUUCGUUGCCGUUCCUACCGUUACCACUGUUACCAGUAGCUCAUACUGGACAGGCAAUUACAACUAUAUUGUUACCACAAUCACUGGCGCUGCUGCCGCUGGUGGUUCUGGCUCUGGCUCUGGCUCUGGCUCUGGCUCUGGCUCUGGCUCUGGCUCUGGCUCUGGCUCUGGCUCUGGCUCUGGCUCUGGCUCUGGCUCUGGCUCUGGCUCUGGUUCUGGUUCUGGUUCUGGUUCUGGUUCUGGUUCUGGUUCUGGUAUUGAAAUCCAAACCAACGUUGUUGUAUUAGCUGUUCCUGAUUCUACUACCACUCUCACUUCGUCCUGGACUGGCCUCUACAAUUCUUGCUCAAGUACUUUCAGUUCUGCUUCAUCUUUGAAUACUACCUCUAGUGUUUCUACCUCUAGCUCAAGUACUGUCAGUUCUGCUCCAUCUUUGAAUACUACCUCUAGUGUUUCUACCUCUAGCUCAAGUACUGUCAGUUCUGCUCCAUCUUUGAAUACUACCUCUAGUAUUUCCACCUUUACUACCUCUAGUGUUUCUACCUCUAGCUCAAGUACUGUCAGUUCUGCUCCAUCUUUGAAUACUACCUCUAGUAUUUCCACCUUUACUACCUCUAGUGUUUCUACCUCUAGCUCAAGUACUGUCAGUUCUGCUCCAUCUUUGAAUACUACCUCUAGUGUUUCUACCUCUAGCUCAAGUACUGUCAGUUCUGCUCCAUCUUUGAAUACUACCUCUAGUAUUUCCACCUUUACUACCUCUAGUGUUUCUACCUCUAGCUCAAGUACUGUUAGUUCUGCUCCAUCUUUGAAUACUACCUCUAGUAUUUCCACCUUUACUACCUCUAGUGUUUCUACCUCUAGCUCAAGUACUGUUAGUUCUGCUCCAUCUUUGAAUACUACCUCUAGUAUUUCCACCUUUGCUCCAUUGACUUCUAGCUCAAUUCCUAUCACUGUCACUAAAACCGUUACUUCUUGCGAUUCAAUUGGAUGUGUCUUGAUGACCUCAACCGCCACCAUUACUUCAACUUCCUGUGCAAAUAGUGCUGUUUCUACUAAUGUCCCUCCUGUUUCUACCCAUUCAUCAAUUUCCAGUUCUAGCCCACUUUUGACUACUUCUACCGAUGUUGUUCAUAUUACAGCCACUACUGUUGAAACCAUUACUUCUUGUGGUCCAGAUGGUUGUUCCUUAGUUACCUCCACUGCCACUGUUGUUCCAACCUCCAGCUCAAGUGAUCUUUCUGCUACUGUCUCUCCUGUUUCAUCCCAUUCAUCAAUUUCCAGUUCUAGCCCACUUUUGACUACUUCUACCGAUGUUGUUCAUAUUACAGCCACUACUGUUGAAACCAUUACUUCUUGUGGUCCAGAUGGUUGUUCCUUAGUUACCUCCACUGCCACUGUUGUUCCAACCUCCAGCUCAAGUGAUCUUUCUGCUACUGUCUCUCCUGUUUCAUCCCAUUCAUCAAUUUCCAGUUCUAGCCCACUUUUGACUACUUCUACCGAUGUUGUUCAUAUUACAGCCACUACUGUUGAAACCAUUACUUCUUGUGGUCCAGAUGGUUGUUCCUUAGUUACCUCCACUGCCACUGUUGUUCCAACCUCCAGCUCAAGUGAUCUUUCUGCUACUGUCUCUCCUGUUUCAUCCCAUUCAUCAAUUUCCAGUUCUAGCCCACUUUUGACUACUUCUACCGAUGUUGUUCAUAUUACAGCCACUGCUGUUGAAACCAUUACUUCUUGUGGUCCAGAUGGCUGUUCCUCAGUUAUCUCUACUACUACUGCCGGUUCAGAUGAUGCUGUUUCCGUUACUGGUUCUCCAUCUAUCAACACCAUCCAAUCUUCAACUUCAACUGAUAUGGUUUACAAACAUGUCACUGUUACCAACACUAUUACCUCUUGUGGUUCAGAAGGAUGUAUUGCGAUCACUACUACCAGUAUUGGCGUUUCAUCAUCAACUGCCGCUGUCUAUGUUUCAGAGUCAUCUUCCACCGCUAAUAGUCCAAGUCUUGAACAAGAAGUCACCACUCAAUCUAAGUCUACCUUUUCCAUUGCAACCGCUUCCUCUUCUUCUUCAACUACCACUGCAGAAUUGCAAACCUUUCAAGCUUCAGGUUCCCAAUUGACCUCUAGUUUUGUCUCUGCUUUGGCCGUUUUUGCUUCUUUAGUCUUUAUUUUCUAA